This is a messenger RNA of Spodoptera litura, 4327 nucleotides long. The record is from RefSeq and is a predicted model, not a curated record. NCBI's taxonomy places the organism in Eukaryota, Metazoa, Arthropoda, Insecta, Lepidoptera, Noctuidae.
CACAAAAUUCGGGAGUGUCAUUAUUAAUUCUAUUUAUUUUCGCCUUUUGAUGGAUGCUAGUAUCCGACUGCGAUUAAAACGAUGUUGGUAACAUUGUAAUGUUUUCUUCGGUGCGUGCACACUGUAGUGAAGUUCGCGCUGUUGUACUUGUAAUCUAAAAACACAUUUAGUUUUAGUUUGUGUUUAUAAGAUUUGAUGUUCAUCAAAGUGCAGUGCGUAUUAUUGGAUGUUAGUGAAAUAAUGAAGAUAAGUGUGUUUAUCGCUAUUUAGCGAUGUGUGUAUUUCGUAAAUUGAAUUGAUGGUGAUAUAAUAAAAUUCAUGGUGUUUCCGAUUUUGUUAGUGCAGUUUGUAAAGUAUAGUUCGAAUCAUAGGGUCCACAAACGAGGAGACGGAUUCUAUCAUGGUCGUAAAACGUGCUGCGGACAGUGCGGACUCACCAAUACUGGAGGAGGCCGGCGAGAGCGGCUCGGAACAGAAGCCAAAGCCUCUCAUCAAAUAUGGAGAACUCGUUAUACUCGGUUACAACGGAUACCUCCCAGCAGGAGAGCGAGGUCGACGUCGAAGCAAAUUCGUGCUGUAUCGACGACCGUCUGCGAAUGGUGUGAGGCGGUCGAAACACUAUGUUGUCAAGACUCCUCACAGCAGCAAGGCGAUCCUCGAUGCCAGCCAACACUCAAUAUCCUACACACUCAGCCGCAGCCAAGCGGUUAUCGUCGAAUACACAGAAGACCCGGACACGGAUAUGUUCCAGAUCGGUAGAUCAUCAGAAUCACCGAUAGACUUCGUGGUAAUGGACACAGUGGCUGGUGAUAAAAGUGGCGAUACAAAAGUGCUGCAGAGUACAAUAUCACGGUUCGCUUGCCGCAUCAUAGCAGACCGUAACGACGUCAACAACUGCCGCAUAUACGCAGCCGGUUUUGACUCCUCCAGAAAUAUAUUUUUAGGAGAAAAAGCGACAAAAUGGACAGAGAAUCACGAAAUAGAUGGACUGACGACAAAUGGUGUGUUGAUCAUGCAUCCACGUGGUGACUUCUGUGGCGGUAGCGCCACCUGUGGGCCGUGGCGCGAGACUUCCGUCGGGGGCGCCGUGUUCUCGCUCAGGGAGAGCCGCUCUGCACAACAAAAGGGCCUGCCCUGUCAAGCCGAGACAAAUGUCCUUAGAGAUGGAACGAUGAUAGACUUAUGUGGCGCUACUUUACUAUGGAGGAGCGCUGAAGGACUUAAAAACUCACCGACUAAACGCGAUCUCGAAGCAUUAGUGGACGAGCUGAACGCGGGCCGACCGCAGUGUCCCGUUGGACUGAACACGCUUGUCAUACCGCGCAAGCUGUCCACUGCACACCAGGACCUGAACCAGCCUUACGUAUACCUCAACUGCGGACAUGUACAGGGCGAACAUUCGUGGGGUGCAGAAGGCAGCGAGUCAGGAUCUCGACGUUGCCCCAUGUGUCUGACUGCUGGCUCUGUAGUGCGCGUCUGCAUGGGAAUUGAACCUGCUUUCUACGUGGACGCCGGCCCACCCACCUACGCAUUCAACCCCUGCGGACACAUGGCCUCCGAGAGGACCGUCAAAUACUGGGCUAGCGUGGACAUUCCCCACGGUACAAACGGUUUCCACGCGAUCUGCCCGUUCUGCGCGGCGCCGCUGCAGGGCUCGCCCGGGUACGUGCGCCUCAUCUUCCAGGACAACCUCGACUGAAUCUCGAUACACCCGCACAGGUCGCCAGCGGCAAUUUGACGUGUGCGUACAAAAUGCAUGAAGAGACGUGUUACAUGAACAUGACGGCCAGCCCGAGCUCAUGGCGACCCUCGCGACGUGAGGGACCUGCAUGACUUAUAUACUGGCUUACACAGUGCGAACAUAUUCCCUACACUGUGGCUUCACCUACUACUACCUACGCAAUGUCAUCGACUACACCCCUAGAAAAUAUUCUUAUUUAUAAUAUUUCCUGACCAUCAACCUGUUUAUUUAUACUAAUCUCCCAAUUAAAUGUCUUUAGCAUCGAAUAUUAUCUAUGAAUUGCAUUAAAAUAUAUUUAAAUGUACACAAAAUAAUGUUACUUUCAUGUUUCGGUGUCUAUGUUAACUUGAUGUUCAUCGUUGAUUUGCGAUAACCUAUUAAUAUUUAGUUGUUGAACACAACAUGUAAGAUAUGUUAAGGCGAUGAGAAAAUUCAGGAAAUAACAAAAAUAUUUAAAGCUUUGUACAUUGCGUGCUGAUUUUAUUGCUAGAAUUAAUGAUUGUUGUAAUUAUGAAUGAACUGAAUUAUUUAAUGAAUAGAGGUUUCGUUCGAAACUUAUCUAGAUUAUGAUAAUUUUGAUUGCACAGGCUUCUCAAUAUUUUAUGGAUCCACCUAUGCUUUUUAUUCGGUACUACACUAUCAGACAAGGUCAGACGCCAUGUUUUCUGACAGUUUGCUGUUAUUUAUCGGAUCACGUCGGUAGUGUAGUGCCAGCCCUAUUAUUGUAAGGUAAUCCAAUGUAAAUAUUCUAUGUACGUUUAUUUCUAUACUUGUGGUUAAGUAAAUAUGUUGGUUUUUCCGUAGCGUGUGAGACAGUCGAUAGUUAAGUACGAGCCAGCCUUUAGCAGUAGCACAUAGACACUACUAACGUUAGCUUCAAACAAUAAGUUGGUAUAUGUUUAAUAAGGUACAUUAUACUUUCAAUAUGGUCUCAUUUCUUGACAUUCGACAUAUUGGGAUAUAUUUAAAGAUACAUAUACAAAUAAAUAGAACGUAAGCAGUUAUUUUUUCAUUUCUAUAAUCAUCAAGUAUUGUAAGGAAACAUUGGAUUGUUAUAUUUAGAGAGGAUUUGUAUUUGAGUGAAGUAUUCUAUGUUUGUAUGGCUGUUAUGUCUCAAUAUUUAGAGGUCAAUGUCGCCGAUGUUGAUUGAUGUUACAUGCUGUGAAUAUUGGUGUAGUCAUAGGCAGAUAUGUGUCGACGAAAGUGCAAGGAUGGCUAAACACUAUGAUUAACGUAGUAUUUGGCGAUCUGAUAUUUAUAUUGGUUAAUUUCGCAGUUGACUACACAACUUUGCGAAGACUGAGGCCUUAGGCAGGUGACGCACUGUAUAGCUUUGUGAGAAAAAAUCAGUCACCAAAAUACUUGAAUGUGACUCAAUUUCAAGGUUUCAUUUAGUAAUUGUCGCUGACUGUGAGAUGAGAGCAUUAUACAGUUGAGUAACAUUUAAGUAUUUCGAGUAGUUACAACUUAACAAAAUGCAAGCAAUUUGGUGCGUCACCUGUUUUACCUCUAAACAUCAGUUCCUAGAAAUUGUGUAUUGGACGUUGUUACAAUCCAUAAUGCAAAUUAUUGUUAUUAACGUCUAGUAAAGGUCUCAAUGCAAAAGAUGCAAUCGCUUGCUCGAAUGCGAUCUCAAGAUAUGAAAAAACAGAAGCUUUACAAUAAGCAAAACAUUAUAAUAAGUCCAUCAUACAUGAGAGUGUAAAAAUAAUGUAAGUUUUAUAGAAGUAGCGAACAUUAGCUUACGGAGUAUGAAAAUUUAGUUUUUGUACAAUUCACUAGUUAGGGGUUACACAUAACAUAUUGCCUUCAAGUGAUAAAUAACAAGACAGGAUACAUAACUGAAUGUGUUGUUCCGACUAACAUGUGUACUACAUACAAAAUGCAAGUGGAUUGCACGUCAUUGUUUAGUGUAUUAAUGUAAGAUUUUGGUAAAGAAGAAUGCUUAUUUAAAGAGUCGAUAUAAUGUAGUCGUUUAAAUCAGCGUAGUAUGUUAUCAGCCAUUAAAGAAGGAUGAUUUUGAAUUAAUUUUAUUAGUGUGGUUGCAUGAUUAAGCAAGCUACGGAAUACUGGACCAUACAUAAACUUGUAGCGAUGGUAAUGUCUGUGUUAUUAUAAUGUUGCGUUUUUGAUUAAGAAUUUGAAUUAAUUAGCAUUAUUUUCGUUAGGGUGAUGAUGUUAUGUGAAGAAUGUAGUCAGUCACGCUUUUAUGUCGACUAAUCGUCGCGGCAUAUUAAAGUCGUGGGAAGCGAAAACGCAAAUAUUGAUUUAACGAGUAUUUACAAAUUGUUUGAAGGAGCAAGUGUAGGUUUGACAAGUAAUUGAUGCCACAUCCACACAUUUUUCAUCAAUAAUCUGAGUAUAAAAGAUAAUUAAUGUCGAUUACUCCAAAAAUCUACACUAAAGCUCAAUAAUAAUGACAGUACCUACCAUGAACUCGACACGACUUUAGUUUGGCGCGGACGAUCAAUUAACUUGAAAAACAUUAGUGGUCAUAAGAACUGAAUGCUAGCCUUAAUUUUAUUUAUAAUGUGUACCUAAAGUACUAGGGCUAACAAUAAAUCGCUCUUUUAGUUAGAAAAUUUA